UCUGUCAACCAUGACAACUGAGAGUAAAAUGUCCGACUUGAAACUGUGCGACUCCUGUACAUCUCCAAAUAGUGAAGCCUCAGCCCCAGGGGAGGACCUAUACACUGAUGAGGCCAGGGCGGCAAAUCUCCUGUCAGGUUUCUCCACCCUAUACAAGAACCAGCAGUUUGUUGACAUUACUCUGAAGGUAGAACAGACUUCCUUCCCCUGUCACAAGAAUGUUCUAGCUGUGUCCAGCCCGUACUUCCUGGUCAUGUUCUCCACCAGUCUGGCGGAGGGUCAGCAGGACUGUAUCACCCUGCAGGACAUGGAGCCCAGGACACUUCAGCUCAUCCUGGACUAUAUUUAUACUGGACAGGUCCACCUGACAGAAGACACUGUACAGCACCUGCUGUCCGCAGCCAAUCUGUUCCAGCUGAUCUCACUGCGUGACGGCUGCGCAGAGUUCAUGAUGAACCACGUCAACGUCAGUAACUGUAUUGGUGUGUAUUUCUUCGCUAAAGCCCACCAGUGUAAUGUGCUGGCCCUCAAGGCUAAGGAGAUCAUCAACAACAAGUUCCCCCUCCUAUGCAGGCAGCAAGAGUUCCUGUGUCUGCCCAUAGACAAGCUGGUUGAGAUAGUCAGUGAUGAUGACCUCAACGUCACAAUGGAGGAGAGCGUGUACGAGGCGUGUAUGGCCUGGGUCAACGAAGACCCAGACACCAGGAAAAAUAAUCUCGUAGAGGUGAUGAACUGUGUCCGUUUUGCCAAUAUCAGCUCCUACUAUUUCUGUGACAAUAUUGACACCAACCAACUGCUCAGAGAUAACGCUGAGCUAUGGGAGAUCCUGAAUACCACAAGAUGUUACCAUAUGUUAAAGAACCGCCAGCAGGAGAUGGACGUGAAGCUGAUGCCACGUAGAGGCAUGGUGUACGAGCGUGGUGUGAUGAUCAUAGCCAACCCGUACACCGAGGACGUACUGAAGAAGUACAACAGCAUGGAGAUGUUGCUGCCUAAGACAGGGGAGGUUAUCCACAUCUGUAAGCUGCCACAGAGCCUCUACACGCCUGGUGUGGCAUCUACAGGUGACAACCUGAUCUACCUGGCAGGCGGGGCCAUCAGGAAGAUCAACUACCGCGGCUCCAUCACCACAGAGGGCGUGUCCAACCACGUGUACGUCUUUGACCAGAGUGAGGCUUCGUGGCAGCCCAGGGCCAAGAUGCACAUGUCAAGGUCACAGUUUGCGCUGGUUAUUGUAGAUGGCUACAUCUAUGCUGUGGGAGGCCAGGACGGCAAUGAGAUCCUGAUGACCAUGGAGAGAUACGACCCCCACACCAACACCUGGACCAUGGUCCACUCCCUGCCCCGCCCCCUCAGGUUCAUGACGGGGGUCAGCUACAAGGGCAAGCUCUACGUCUUUGGUGGGGAGACCAAGACUGACGUCAGCAGCGGUGCCCUCAGGUAUGACCCACAAGAAGACAGCUGGACUGAACUCCCUCCAAUGAAGACUCCCAGGGUGCUGGCUGGCAGUGUUGUUUUUCGUGACAAGAUUUAUGUCAUAGGUGGGAACUCAGCACUGAGUGAGAAGUGGAAGAAAGAAUAUCUCCCUGAGCACUGCGUCACCUCUGUUGAGAUCUUUGACCCGUCCCAGGAGGUCUGGAGCGAGGGCCCACCAUUGGCUAAUGCUUUGUGUGGCGCAGGUGUGGUCAAGUAUGGUGAGACCAUCCUUGUGGUGGGAGGUGAGGAUGACAAGAGCUGGAUGGCUGGUAUCUGCUGGCUCAAGAAUGAAGGUCAGUCCCAGACCUGGGCCUGGUCAGAAGGUCAGGAGCUGCCCACGGUCAUGUCAACCUUUGGCUGCGUCGUGGCCAACAUUCCACACGAGGUCUUGAAGCAGGAGUGACAUGGGCCAUGAUUGUGUCCAUUAGGUCACUGAUUGAUUGUGAUUGUUUGACAAAUGAUUGUGUUCAGAGCUAUGAUUGUAUCCAUUAUAUGAAUGAUUGUGUCCAUUAGGUCAAUGAAUGAUUGUGAUCAUUUGACAAAUGAUUGUGUUCACAGGUAUGAUUGUUUACAUGAAUGGUUGUGUGAAUUAGACAAAGGAAUGUGUCCAUUAGCUAUUGAAUGUGUCCACUAGACCACAAAUUGUAGUCUUUGGGCCACAGAUUGUCCAUUAGGCCAAUGAUUGUCUCUAUUAAAUAUAUGAUUGUGAUCAUUUGACAAAUGAUUAUGUUCAGAGCUAUGAUUGUAUCCAUUAUAUGAAUGAUUGUGCCCAUUAGCUAUUGAAUGUGCCCAUUAGGCCAAUGAUUGUGCCCACUAUUUGUUGUCUUUGGGUAACAGGUUGUCCAUUAGACCACUGACUGUGUACUGUCUACUAUAACACAAAAAGUUUGGAACCAAGCACUACAUUGUUGCAUCUACUGUAUAGAAUCUACCAUGGUUGUGAAGUGAUCUGUUACAUUUAAUUUAUAUAUCUUUUUAUACAUAAUUGUAUCACAUAUUGUGCUACAUAAGGGCAUGAAUUGACAUACCAUAAAUUGCUAUACAAAGUUAAAUGUUUAUAUAUAUAUAUUAUAUUAACAUAAGACUUGCUGUUGCAAUAUUGACCAGUCUGUCCACCAUUCCUUGCCAUUUCCUGACAUAGUUUUUAUUGUCAACUUGAUGAUCACAGACUUACAUGAACACAUCAAUCACCAGUCUACAAUUAAUAUGAACGAGGCGACCCGCUGCGUAUCAUUUGCCGCUAUUUAGUUGUUUUAUUUUCUACUUUUCAGCAAUUCAUAAUUUGUGAAUUCGACAGUUCCAACGCUGCCACUGAAAAUAUUUGCUUUAAAACACUAUCAGUAGCUCGUUAAGCACGAUAAACCCCCCCUCCUUUCCCCUACCCCACCCCACCCCUGUGAAAGUAAACUCCUCUUAGUUACCUCCCCUAAGUUUUAAAUCGUUUCAAACUAAAUUAUCUGCCCCUAAUAGCCGUCACUAAACCCGUUUCUACGAUUGUAAACAUUUAGCGUAAACCACAGCUCACCAGACCAUGUGGGGGUGGUAGCGAGCGCGCUUACAGCUUGGUGUUUUCUAUUGUCUCCAAGAAGAGAAUUAUAUAUAUAUAUAGAUAUUUUGUAAAGUUAAAGUGGAGGUAGAGUUAUGCCCCAUGUCAGUUAUUUCCCCACCCCCC
This is a messenger RNA of Physella acuta, 3148 nucleotides long. RefSeq names its product kelch-like protein 17. Gene Ontology annotation, molecular function: protein binding. The record is from RefSeq and is a predicted model, not a curated record. Lineage: Eukaryota; Metazoa; Mollusca; Gastropoda; Physidae.